GGCUUCCUCUCUCUCUAUAUAUCUCACUACGAAAAGUUCAAUACUCUCUCCGCUAGGGUUUUUUUCGCUCUCAAUUUUUUUUACCACCAAUCUCUCGAAGUUUCGCUGGAUUCGUAGGGGAAAUCUCAGAUACAUCUUCCGUCGGAUUUUCGAUAGCAAUGCCGCUUCCGACGAAAUCAAUCAGGCCUGCUCAGGAAGGCGCCGCCGCCGUGAAUUAUUCGGAGGAGAUGGUUACACCCUCCAACAACCUAUGGGUUGGGAAUCUGGCGCCGGACGUCACCGAUUCCGAUCUCAUGGAACUCUUCGCCCAAUACGGCGCACUCGAUAGCGUGACCUCGUAUUCCGCUCGCAGUUACGCGUUCGUGUUUUUCAAGCGCGUCGAAGAUGCCAAGGCCGCCAAGAACGCUCUGCAAGGGUUCUCUCUUCGUGGAAAUUCCUUGAAGAUUGAGUUUGCUAGACCGGCAAAGCCAUCUAAACAGCUUUGGGUGGGUGGUAUUAGCCCAGCUGUUACAAAGGAAGAAUUGGAAGCUGAAUUUCGUAAAUUUGGUAAAAUUGAGGAUUUUAGGUUCUUCAGAGACCGAAAUACUGCUUGUGUUGAAUUUUUCAAUUUGGACGAUGCUACUCAAGCAAUGAAAAUCAUGAAUGGGAAACGUAUAGGUGGGGAGCAUAUCCGUGUCGAUUUCCUACGGUCACAUUCUACAAAAAAAGAUCAAUUGCUUGAUUAUGGGCAGUUUCAAGGGAAAAGCUUGGGUCCUGCUGAUUCCUAUUCUGGACAGAAAAGACCACUGUAUUCACAACCUUCAAUGGGGAGGAAGGGUGAUGGUCAACCUAGUAAUAUUUUGUGGAUUGGUUAUCCUCCUGCUGUUCAGAUUGACGAGCAAAUGCUCCACAAUGCCAUGAUUUUAUUUGGUGAAAUUGAGAGAAUCAAGAGCUUUCCUUCAAGGAAUUUUUCGUUUGUUGAAUUUAGAAGUGUUGAUGAAGCUCGACGUGCGAAAGAGGGCCUUCAAGGACGCCUUUUUAAUGAUCCUCGAAUUACAAUUAUGUAUUCAAGCAGUGACCAGGUACCUGGCAAAGAUUACCCCGGCUUUUAUCCUGGAACUAACGGGCCAACACCUGAUGUAUUCCUGAAUGAGCAUCCAUUUCGACCAUUACAAAUGGAUGUAUUUGGUCAUAAUCGUCCCAUGGUUCCAAACAAUUUUCCUGGACAGUUACCACCUAGUGGUAUUAUUGGACCCAACGUACCAAUGCGGCCUUUUGGUCCUCAAGGUGGUCUCGAAUCCCUUUCUGGUCCUGAGUUUAAUGAGAUUGGUACACACGACAAAUUUCAGGAUAGUAGCUCCAAGAGUAAGAUGGGUCCAAACUGGAAGAGGCCAUCUCCUCCUGCACCAGGGAUGUUUUCUUCACCUGCAACGGGUAUUAGGCUUCCUAAAAGAUCAGCGUCUGGUGCAUGGGAUGUACUUGACAUAAACCAGUUUGCAAGAGAUUCUAAACGUUCAAGGGUAGAUGGUACUUUGCCUGCAGAUGAUGUUCCAUUUCCUUUAAGGAAUAUAGAUGAUCGUGGGUUAGCUAUAGAACAAACAUAUGGAAUCGAUCCAGUCAUUGAUGGUGGUGGUUCUGGUCCAUUUGUAAACAUUCAAGGAAAGAAUCACCUUGGUCCAAUGAAUACACAGAUUACUGCUGGAGUACAUGGUUCUGUCCAACCUGAUACUGAUCAUAUAUGGCGUGGAAUUAUUGCAAAAGGGGGAACUCCUGUUUGUCGUGCUAGAUGCGUCCCUAUUGGGAAAGGGAUUGGGUCAGAGCUUCCUGAUGUUGUUGAUUGCUCAGCUAGGACGGGGUUGGAUAUACUCACAAAACAUUAUGCUGAUGCAAUUGGUUUUGAUAUUGUUUUCUUUCUGCCUGAUAGUGAAGAUGAUUUUGCCUCAUACACUGAAUUCCUACGCUACCUUAGUGCAAAAAAUCGUGCUGGUGUAGCCAAAUUUGGUGAUAACACCACCUUAUUCCUUGUACCCCCUUCUGAUUUCCUGACAAAAGUUUUGAAAAUCACUGGACCUGAACGUCUAUAUGGUGUGGUUCUUAAGUUUACGCCAGUGCCAAGUAGUGAACCCAUGCAACAAUCACCGCAUUUGCCUAUACCAUCAACUCAGUAUAUGCAGCAGAUUCCUCCUUCGCAGGCUGAAUAUGGUUUGAUUCCUGUAAAGGAGGAACAGGCUUUACCAAUGGAUUAUAACAGAAUGUUGCGUGAUGAUUCUAAGCUUCCUGCUAAACCGGGCUAUCCAGAUACAGGUGGGGCCCCUUCAGUUCAGUGUGUGCCUCCUGAUUAUGCUCCUAAUACCACUACUGUGUCCCAAGCGGGAGUUGCUUUAACACCUGAGCUUAUUGCAACUUUAGCUUCUUUACUCCCUUCGACUACACAAUCAUCUGCCAGUGAUGGUGCCAUGUCAGCAGUAGGCUCCUCAACUAUGAAGCCUCCAUUUCCUCCUGUGGCACCUAAUGAUGGAAACCAAUCUCAUUUGUGGAAACAAAAUCAUCAAAUUGCAGAUCAUUCCAUUCAUCCUCCUCAACAGUUGGGGGGCAUGUAUAGCUUUCACACUGCUCACUAUCAGCCUUAUCCACCAGCAUCUGCUCCUGGCCACACUGCUCAAAUGGUCUCUGGCAGUUCUCAUAUGCAAGACCAUGCUGCCAACCUACAACAGCAAGGUGCUGUUUCAUCCAGACACGUGUCUAAUUUCGUGAUACCUACUCAAAGUGGACAAGUAGCUGUAUCUCCCCAUCUCAGUGAUCAUUAUCAGGUCGAAGUCUCCCCCAACACUCAGAAAGGCUUUGGAGUGGUUCAGGGAUCAAAUGCUUCUGUUUUAUACAAUUCUCAGGCAUUCCAGCAACCUAACAACAAUUCUCAGGCUUUCCAGCAACCUAACAACAAUUCUCAGGCUUUCCAGCAACCUAAUAAUAAUUCUAUUGGCUUAUCUAAUCAAGUUAACAAUGUUAAUCCUUCUCAGCAACAAACUGUCAUGCCAUAUGCAGUGGACCAAGUAAACUCAGACCCUCCCAAUCAUCAGCAACUUCCUGUCUUUGGAGUUGGUCAAGGCACAUCAGAAGUGGAGGCUGAUAAGAACCAGAGAUACCAGUCAACAUUACAGUUUGCUGCCAAUCUUCUCCAACAAAUACAGCAGCAGCAGCAAACCCAAGGAGGACAUGGGCCAGGAAUUCAACAAUGAGAAUUGUUUUCUGUAAUGGCUGUGCUUAGAGAGAUGCAUGUGUGCUUGCGACCGAGGUGACGACGACUUUACCAGCGUUCGACAGUUAUUUCUAUUAAUUAUUUCGAAGAACUCGCUUUUUUUUUUUUUUUUGGUACAACUUACUGUCCUAACAUCUUUGCUCUCUACGAACUACAAAGGUGUAAGGUUGUUUUUUUGUUGUUUCUUUUUGUUGAAUGUACAUAACAAUUUUCAUCGAAUAUCUUGUUCCAA
This is a messenger RNA of Gastrolobium bilobum, 3467 nucleotides long. Its product is annotated as flowering time control protein FPA. Gene Ontology annotation, molecular function: RNA binding. Bases 159 to 3215 code for a protein of 1018 amino acids. The transcript has 6 exons. NCBI's taxonomy places the organism in Eukaryota, Viridiplantae, Streptophyta, Magnoliopsida, Fabales, Fabaceae. The record is from RefSeq and is a predicted model, not a curated record.